AUGGCUAACAUCACCAAGAAAGUGUCAUGGUCCAGUCGGGGCGACGACUCCGGUUUGGUCGGGGAGGGGACACCGCUGUUAAACGGCUCCGAGGCACCCAAACAAUCCAGACAGCUCUCUGGAGCAGGCAGCGUAUUUCGGAUAGGCAGAUUCAGCACGGUGGAUUUGGAAGAGGAUAUAACAUCAGAAGAGGACCCUAUUAGGGAACAACCUAAAGAGAUCCCACACAAUGAGAAGCUGCUGUCACUUAAAUAUGAGAGUCUGGAUUAUGAUAACGUUGAAAACCAGCUGUUUCUUGAAGAGGAGAGGAGAAUGAGUCACAUGAGUUUCCGCUGUCUGGAAAUCAGUCGCUGGGUAAUCUGUGGUCUGAUUGGCAUUCUGACAGGUCUCAUCGCCUGUUUUAUAGACAUCGUGGUGGAGAAGCUGGCUGGGCUCAAAUAUCAAGUUAUUAAAGAGAAGAUUGAAGAGUUUACAGAGGUGGGUGGGCUGUCUGUCUCUCUCAUCCUGUGGGCCGUUCUCAACUCCACCUUCGUCAUGGUGGGGGCCAUCAUAGUUGCAUUUAUUGAGCCAAUUGCAGCAGGAAGUGGUAUUCCUCAAAUAAAAUGUUACCUAAAUGGAGUCAAGAUUCCCAGGGUGGUGCGGCUCAAGACCCUGAUGGUGAAAGUGUUUGGUGUCAUCUGUUCGGUAGUUGGUGGUCUUGCUGUCGGAAAGGAAGGUCCUAUGAUCCACUCUGGUGCUGUUGUUGCUGCAGGAGUUUCCCAGGGCAGAAGCACCUCCCUAAAGAGGGACUUCAAGAUCUUUGAAUACUUCCGGAGAGACACAGAAAAGAGGGACUUUGUUUCUGCUGGAGCUGCUGCUGGAGUUUCUGCUGCUUUUGGGGCACCAGUUGGCGGAGUUUUGUUCUCUUUAGAGGAGGGAGCUUCUUUCUGGAAUCAGAUGCUCACAUGGAGGAUAUUCUUCGCCUCCAUGAUCUCCACCGUCACACUGAACUUCUUCCUCAGCAUCUACCAUGGCAAAACAGGGGACCUUUCCAGUCCAGGUCUCAUCAACUUUGGACGCUUUGAAAGUGACAGUGUGGCCUAUCAGCUCUAUGAGAUUCCCUUGUUCAUUGGUAUGGGAGCUUUAGGUGGGCUGUUGGGUGCUCUCUUCAAUGUACUCAACUACUGGCUGACUAUCUUCAGGAUCAGAUAUGUUCAUCGCCCGUGUUUGCAAGUGAUGGAGGCCAUGUUGGUGGCUGCUGUGACUGCAACAGUGUCAUUCACCAUGAUUUAUUUUUCCAAUGACUGUCAGCCUCUGGGGCCUGAGCACACUGAGGAGUACCCACUGCAGUUGUUCUGUGCGGAUGGGGAGUAUAAUGCCAUGGCUACAGCAUUUUUUAACACUCCAGAGAGAAGCGUUCGUAGUCUUUUCCACAAUCAGCCAGGAAGUUACAACCCCCUGACGCUGGGGUUGUUCACUCUGACCUAUUUCUUCCUGGCGUGUUGGACCUACGGCCUGGCGGUGUCUGCUGGCGUCUUCAUCCCAUCUCUUCUAAUCGGAGCAGCUUGGGGGAGGUUGUGUGGAAUACUGCUUGCUUCCUUCACUCCCAAUAACCCGAACUGGGCCGACCCUGGUAAAUAUGCCUUGAUUGGAGCUGCAGCUCAGUUAGGUGGCAUUGUGAGAAUGACUCUCAGUUUGACUGUCAUCAUGAUGGAGGCAACAGGAAACGUCAUAUACGGCCUUCCCAUCAUGCUCGUUCUCAUGACUGCCAAAAUAGUAGGAGACUACUUUGAGGAGGGUAUAUAUGAUAUUCACAUCAAGCUGCAGAGUGUUCCCUUCCUGCACUGGGAAGCUCCUGCCACCUCCCACUGGCUGACUGCCAGAGAGGUGAUGAGUUCGCCCGUCAUCUGCUUCAACAGGAUAGAAAAGGUUGGAACUAUUGUGGACACCCUGAGCAACACAUCAACAAAUCACAACGGCUUCCCUGUCGUUGCGCAGGUUUCUGAUAGUGAUGAGCCAGCAAAACUCUGUGGUCUGAUCCUGCGCUCUCAGCUAAUUGUUCUUCUCAAGCACAAGGUGUUUGUGGAGUUGGCCCAGUCCCGGCUGAGUCAGAGGAAGCUCCAGCUGAAAGACUUCAGGGACGCCUACCCUCGCUUCCCCCCAAUCCAGAGCAUCCAUGUCUCCCAGGAUGAGAGAGAGUGCAUGAUGGACCUCACUGAGUUUAUGAAUCCAACGCCUUACACUGUACCACAGGAUACAUCUCUCCCUCGUGUGUUUAAGCUGUUCAGAGCACUGGGACUGAGACACCUGGUGGUGGUAGAUGAUGAGAACAGGGUGAUCGGACUAGUGACCAGGAAGGACUUGGCCAGAUAUCACCUGGGCAAACACGGGCUGGAGGAGCUGCAGCUUGCCCAGACGUAGUGUCCACACAUGCACACGACAGUAGACUAACCACGUGAUGCCUCAGAAGCUGCUGACCAUCAGCUACAGAAGGACAACUUUAGGGGCCAAAGAUCCCAGUUCUCUUUUUGUUUUUCUCAUUUGUGAAUAAUUCUCAAACUAUCUGCUCCUCUGUUGAGUCUGAGUGACAGUAUUUGAUUCUAAAGGAUUCAGAUGAAUAGUUUUUCCAAAAUAAUUGCAAAAACUAUAUUUUAUUUAAUUAUUUUUCACCAUAUUAAUGUGCUGAGGCAACCAAUGAUGCUUGAGUUGAUCUUUAUCCUUAUUUGUUUUGGCUGUUUUUCAUACACUUUUACAGACUUUUACAAAUAUGCACACUUUUACAGCUGUUAUGUUUGUCUGGGUCCAAUAAAGUUGGACUGGAUGAGUUAGAAUAAAAGUAAAUUUGCUUUUAUUCUAAUCAAAGCAGUUUAAUCUGUGUUAGCUCUGUUAGCUACAACCUUUAAACCACUGACAGGUGAAGUGAAUCAGUCGUCUCAGCAGUGUUGUGCUGGGAAACCUUGGGUCCUGGGUUUUAUGUGGAAGUUACCCUGUCAUGUACUACCGAGCACACCCCCCUCAUAGUAACAGCCCCCGACUACAGCAGCAUCAUGCAGGAUAGUCACACCCCUGCUCAUGAGCAGCUUGAGCAACAUGACAAAUAACUGAAGGUGUUGACCCAACCUUCAAACUUCCAAGAUCAAAAUCCAGUCAAGAAUCCAUGGAAUGCACCAGACCAUGCCUGAUCCACCGAGAGCCCACUAGUGCUGGACACCACAGCACAUCCCCAGGGCUCCUGUGACAGUGUUAAGCAGGUGGUUUUAAUGUUGUUGUCGGUCCCAUUCUGCCUCCUUACUUUCACAUAUACCAUUAAAUGUUUGUUCUCGCUGAGGUCGUGUAGCUGGAUGCUGUGGAAAUGCAGGCAUACAGAAUGGUAACCGUGAGAUGGUUGCUUUUCAUAUCCUGCUGCUGAGCUACAAGAGACAUUUGAAGUGGUUUGCUUUGAAAACCUUUAUUUUUAAUGUUCAUGAGCUGGUUUAAAGCACAUUUACUGACUAUUGAAGGUUUGCAAUGAUAUCUGUGCUUGUGUCGUUUUGCACUGAAGAAUGCUGUUAUUUAUUGUACUACUUUUGAUUGGUACUCAAAGGUACUUCUUCCACCGCUGAAGGUUUGCACUUGCUAUUGAAAAGACUUUGUUCCCACAAGUGUCCCUAAUGGAGCACUCUAUGAAUGUAAACCAUAGUGUGCCACAUAUCUUCUUUGUUGCCCUGUCAGAGAGAUGACACGUUUCUCUUAUUGAUUAUAACUGUGUCACUUUGUACAUCUAACAUUUCAGUCAGCAGUGUUAUUGAUUUCUUUGGGUUCUUAUUGUUUUUACACUUCCAGAUGUAAACAUGCAAACGUUGCUCUAUUUGAUAACCACU
Messenger RNA from Archocentrus centrarchus (flier cichlid), 3839 nucleotides. RefSeq names its product chloride channel 7 (gene clcn7). Bases 1 to 2400 code for a protein of 799 amino acids. Gene Ontology annotation, biological process: chloride transport; transmembrane transport. NCBI's taxonomy places the organism in Eukaryota, Metazoa, Chordata, Actinopteri, Cichliformes, Cichlidae. The transcript is spliced from 25 exons. Gene Ontology annotation, molecular function: chloride:proton antiporter activity. The record is from RefSeq and is a predicted model, not a curated record. Gene Ontology annotation, cellular component: intracellular membrane-bounded organelle; lysosomal membrane.